AUGAACGUGGCUACCGGGAGGACUCUGGCACUGCAUCUGCAAAGAAGCUCUGCGAGAGCGCGGUCUUCGUUCGGGCCAGCCAAUGUGGGCAGCAACCUCGCCAACCUGGACGUUUUGGGCUCUUCUGCAGUCCCUGAGAACAACAUCGAAAUGAUCUCUAAGGACUCGAUCAUCUUUUCCAACAUGAAGGUUGUGCGAUCACCCAACAAGCAAGGCACUCUUGUUGCUGCAUUGUUGCUGGAUAACCAGAUACUCGAGCUGAACACGAGUUCUAUCAGCAAAAAAGGCCCAUUAGACCUGACGACAACGGAGCUUUUUACAUUGCUGGAAGCGCUCUACCCAAAGCCCGAACUGUUCGUGCUGGGUCUUGGGGGCAGCAGUCGAAUGCUGGGCCCAGAAACCAGAAAACACUUCGCCGAGUUGGGGAUCAUGCUGGAAGUAGGCGACACCAAGAGCGCAGUGCUCAGCUACGACCUGCUGGCUACAGAACGUUCUCCGAAACAGGAAUUGCGUGCUGAACACGUAGGAGUACGCAGCAAGCGUAAGGACACUCAGGGUGUUGAACACGAGGCUGAUUCCAUGGUACUUGCCAAACUCCUUAGUCAAAGCUGCAAUCUGCUCGUUGAUUUCGGGAGUUCUCUCGCUCUCCGGCAGGUCCUCGAGCGCACCCCGUUCAGUCUUCAGACGGUUGCACACCGGCAGCAGCCACAAGUAAUUGGUGAGGCCCGAGAGCGACGAGGCGGCCAGCAAGACAAUCCCGGCAGUCGGGACCGUGUAUGGGGCAGAGAGACCGACCACCACAGGCCCGAUCGACUGCGUCAGGAAAUGGAUAGGGAACAGCUUGGACUGCAGGAGGCCAAACUCCUUGCGGGGCAGCACCUUGAACGCCCUGACCGAGGACACGAACGAGUGGAACGACGUGGCUCCGAAAACAUACGAAUAAGCAAGCAGGUGGACAGCAGUCAGCAUGGUAAAAAUUAA
Messenger RNA from Ogataea haglerorum, 981 nucleotides. RefSeq lists its product as uncharacterized. Lineage: Eukaryota; Fungi; Ascomycota; Pichiomycetes; Pichiales; Pichiaceae. Gene Ontology annotation, biological process: mitochondrial respiratory chain complex I assembly. Gene Ontology annotation, cellular component: mitochondrial inner membrane. The transcript is spliced from 2 exons. The record is from RefSeq and is a predicted model, not a curated record. Bases 1 to 981 code for a protein of 326 amino acids.